Molecule: messenger RNA, 597 nt
Organism: Pyricularia pennisetigena
Lineage: Eukaryota; Fungi; Ascomycota; Sordariomycetes; Magnaporthales; Pyriculariaceae
Exons: 3
Coding region: 1-597 (198 amino acids)
Source: RefSeq, a predicted model, not a curated record
AUGACUCGAUUCAGCAGUUCGAGGUCAAUAUACUUGGCAAAGAGGACAGAAGAGGACCGGAAACCACAACACCCAGGUCAGACCCACCUGGCGAGCCUCAAUCAUAUCCAGAUCCAUCAUCGCCGCCCCGAACCAAGAGUUGUGCCAGAAGUUCCGGCUCCAGUUGUGGUCAGAGAGACAGCUUCAGUCCCGAUCCUGCUGGCCACAAAUCCAACAGUGAAGAAGAUACACGAGGCUGCGGAGGCCUCCAUGUCGAGCACCAACGGAGCUUCAUACGAUGGCUCCUCGGGCCGAUCAUUUCCCCUGGUAACGGAAAAAUGGAUCAGGGACCACCCAGAGGAAGUCCAGCAAGCCAGAGAGGCUCAAGGAUACGAGAGUGAUGACGAUGACGAGAGUGUCGUGGAGGACUAUCAUGCCAAUCGGGACGGACUGAGUGGUACGGCUUAUCCACAAGUCUCCGGAGAGGGUGAUGCGACAACAGACACUCGAAACGGCGACAGCAAGCUUGGGAAGCUCAUGGAAAAAACCGGCGAGAAGUUGGGGAGCGACAGAUUAGCAGAAAAGGGCAGAAAAAAGCGCGCGGCCCAUCCGGUCUGA